Molecule: messenger RNA, 2821 nt
Organism: Dipodomys ordii (Ord's kangaroo rat)
Lineage: Eukaryota; Metazoa; Chordata; Mammalia; Rodentia; Heteromyidae
Gene: Serpina10
Product: serpin peptidase inhibitor, clade A (alpha-1 antiproteinase, antitrypsin), member 10
Exons: 5
Coding region: 13-1422 (469 amino acids)
Biological process (GO): negative regulation of endopeptidase activity; blood coagulation
Molecular function (GO): serine-type endopeptidase inhibitor activity
Source: RefSeq, a predicted model, not a curated record
UCUCUGGUCUGAAUGAUCUUCCAGCCCCGGAGGCACUGUGCGGGAAGACUCACCACCAAAGCGAAGCAGUCCUUGGUCUCCGUAGCUGGCCACAUGCAGGGGAUUUCCAGCCUUCUGCUCCCCAUCCUCCUGGCAGAAGUGUGGCCAGCGCCCAGCUUGGCCCUCAGCCCCCAUCUGCCAGAGGACCCGGCAGGUCUGGAGGCUGUGGAGUUCCAGGCUUCUCGGAACCAGACCUGGGGGGCGUGGCAGGCUCCCCUCGGUGACCACGAAGCUGGCGAGGAGGCCUGGCUGAGGGCCGGCCUGCAGCAACUCUCCAAAGCAACCACAGACUUCGGGUUGGGCCUGCUGCGCAAGCUGUCCCUGAGGCACGACGGCAAUGUGAUCUUCUCGCCAUUCGGAGUGGCAGUGGCCCUGGCCAGCCUGAUGCUGGGGGCCCAAGGGGAGACCCGAGCCCAGGUGGAGAGAGGGCUCUGCCUGCAGGCCCUCAGCCAGAUGGAGCCCCUCACCCUGCCCACUCUCUUUAAGAGGCUCCGGGAGACCCUGUCCAGGAACAAGGAGCUGAGCCUCCACCAAGGCAGCCUGGCCUUCAUUCACAAGGAUUUCGAGGUCAGAGAGACCUUCCUCAAUUUAUCCAAGGCGUACUUCGAUACCGAGUGUGUGCCUACAGAUUUCCGAAAUGCAUCCCAGGCCAGGGGACUGAUGAACCAUCACGUCAACAAACAGACCCAUGGGAAAGUUCCCGAGCUCUUUGACCAGAUUAAGCCUGAAACAAAAUUAAUUCUGGUGGAUUACAUCUUAUUCAAAGGGAAGUGGCUGGCCCCAUUCGAUCCUGCCUUCACCGAAAAUGAUGCUUUCCACCUGGACAAGUACACGUCAAUUCAGGUGCCCAUGAUGUACCAGGCGGGCGAGUUUGCCUCCACUUUUGAUAAGAAUUUUCGCUGUCACGUGCUCAAGCUGCCCUACCGAGGUAACGCCUCCAUGCUGGUCAUCCUCAUGGAGAAAACAGGGGACCAUCUGGCGCUGGAGGACUACCUCAGCUCAGACCUGGUGGAGAUGUGGCUCCAGAACAUGAAAACCAGGAAAAUGGAGGUUUUCUUUCCCAAGUUCAAGCUGGACCAGAAGUAUGAGAUGCAUGAGCUGCUUAAGCAGAUGGGAGUCAGAAGAAUCUUUUCGUCCUCAGCUGACCUCGGUGAACUCUCAGCGACAGCCAGAAAUCUUCAAGUGUCCAAGGUCUUACAGCAAUCAGUGAUUGAGGUGGAUGAGAAAGGCACAGAGGCAGUGGCAGGAACGCUGUCAGAAAUCAUGGCAUAUUCCAUGCCGCCCAUCAUCAAGGUGGACCGGCCAUUUCACUUCAUGAUCUAUGAGGAGAACUCCAGGAUGCUCCUGUUUCUGGGCAGGGUGGUGAACCCGACUCUCCUUUAACUCAGAUGUGCGCUCUUGAGCUCUCAGUGGGGGGGGGGGGUGCUGAACCCUGCAAGGCAGGUGUUGGCACUGGGUUGUGGAGGGAGAACUUGUGGCCAUGUCCAGCUCAUUUGGGCUAUCUUCAGAGUAACACAAGCAUUUUAUUGAUGUGUAUUUGUAGAUAUUUGUGCAGUCUGUUCAGCAACUUUAGCUUGUUCCUAGGAGCCUUCAUUAACUGAAGCCUAGCUGGGGAGAAUCUCUGCCUUUCUCUGCUGUGCAUAUACCUGGACUACAAGAACUGCAGGUCAGAAUAUUUCAGGAUAAAGCCUUUGGGGGAGAUGUGAACAUUCUCCCCAAGUCAUGCUCCCCCACCUUGGUGCAACUAAGGGUUCACAUUCAGUCUAGAAUUACAUCUUGUGUUUUACUUCAGUCUAUUAUGGAAUUACAUCUUGCUGAUCAGGACUGGGAGAAAAUUGCUAUAAUUAGUCCUGAUUAAAGUCUCAGGCUCAAUGAUGCACAUUCGCCAUGGUGCAUCCAGUCACUCAGUAUAGGGGAGGAAUAUUUUAAAUAUGGAUAAAGAAACCUAUUGGAAUUGUUACUGAAAGGGGGAUGGGAGGCAGAAGGAAAGGGCAUUUGGUAGGAAGGAUGGGUUUGAUCAAGGAACAUUGUAAGCAUAUAUGCAACCAACACUGGAAUUUCGGUGCACAACUAUUAUAUGCUAAUAAAAAUGGUUCCCUGUUGUGGUUAAACAGACCAAGCAGGAUUUUGUCUAAGAUGAAAGGGAAAGUUUAAGAUGAAAGGGAAAUAGUGUCAUGCCCCUCCUGUCCCCCUUGCUAGGCAUUCUUAGGAGCUAGUCAUCUUCUGUCCCAGAAACAAGAGUAUUUAGGAGAUAAUCCAUAGAUUCUUGGAUAAAGGUACCUACGCAACUGUAUUGGCUAAAUGCCUAACUGCAUUUUUGUCUGUUGCUAUCUAAAUGUAUAAACAAACCUAACCUAAAGUUUUGGUGCAGGGUGAUGGACCAGACAUUCCUGUGACUCAGAUAUAUAUAAGCUCUCAGUGCAGGAGGUGCUGGACACUGCAAGGCAGGUGUUGGCACUGGGCUGGAGAGGAAGAGUUCGCCCUGUGUCCAGCUAACACUGUGUCCAGAUUAACACAACAUUAAAUGAGUGUAUUAAAUUUCUGCUGUAAGUGGAGAUCUAUGGGUCACCAAUUUAUUUUUCAUUUCCUAUUUAUCUGUCCUUAUGAGUAUAAUUUUAACAACUACUUUAAACAUUUUACAAGUUACCAUGUUUGUGAAAAAAAUCUGAAAGUAAUUUUGAUUAACUGUGGUCACUGAAAAUUUAAUACUUAAGCAAUUGGCUGUCCUAUACUGUUGAACUUUGUAAUUCAUAGUGAUUAUUCUCUAUCAAAUCACUCUACC